UUUUGUGUGGUUUUCGCAGUCAGCAUCCAUCCAUUAUCCUUACUUGCCUAUUCCUAUUUGGGGUCACAGUGUUCUGAUGGAACUCUCUCCAGCCUAAACCUCUCCAUGGAUCCUGGCAGGUUGCAAGUCCAUCAGAGGGCCCAUCACAGGGACAAACAACAACAGACACUCAUUUAGAAUCACUAAUUAACCUAAUACAUUUUUUUUGGACUGUGGAAGGAAGCUGGAGUACCUGGAGACAGCCCAUGCAAGAACAGGGAAAGCAUGCAAGCUCCGCACAGGAAGGCCCCCUGCUGGGAUGCAAACCAUGUGAUAACACAUACAAAUGUUAGUUUAGAGUAGUUGGUGUUUCGGGGCCAUUUGCCCCCAGGUUAAGAGUGAAACACGAGUUUAAAAACUCGUCCCUGUCGUGUCGUUCUGUGGUUCAACAGUGACACCUAGCGGCGGCGCUGGUAAACGCAGGGGGAGGAGCUCCAUUUAAAUCUCUGUCAGCCAGGAUCUCUUCACCGGAGGCUUUUUCUGUCAUCCGCACUCCGUCUGGGGAAACACUGAGCCAGAUUAAGAUUUGUUUUGCUUUUAUCUGGUCUGCGAGGACACGCACAAUGUCUUUCUGUCAGUUUGCUGGCGGGGAGAUCUACAAGGAUCAUUUUAAACCAGGAAUGUAUGUGUGCUCCCGGUGUAACCACCCCCUGUUCUCCAGCCGGUCCAAGUUUGCUCACUCAUCUCCCUGGCCAGCUUUUACAGACACCAUCAGAGAUGACAGCGUCACCAAGAUGAUGGAGACUCUCACUGCAUUCAAGGUCUUGUGUGGAAAGUGUGGCAAUGGACUGGGCCACGAGUUUGUGAAUGACGGUCCGAACGAGGGAUUGUCCCGUUUUUGAAUAUUCAGCCACUCGCUCAAGUUUGUCGCCAACAAAGGCAAGGACAAGCAGUAAAGAGAGUGAGGGUUGAUGAUCUAGCCACUGUAACUGUUGCUCGGUCCAAGUCCAGUGAAAAGGUCGGGUCAGCCGGUGACGUGGACGGGGGAAAAAACCCGAAAGGGAAGCCCUGCCCACUGAAGAAACUUUGACCAGCCUGGAUCGCACCGUUACAAAUAUUACUUCACAAAGCUUUCCUUGAUACCUCACAUUCCUAAUUCUUAAACUACACCUUCAUUAUUAUGAAGCCACUUUAAUGAAACUGCAUUCCAUUGUAGCAACGAUCCAGAGAGAUUUGACUUAAAGCCACUCUGUGUAACAAACCACUCUUUGCCUCACAAGGGGGAUCAGCCCCUGGUAUAAAACACCACAGAGUGCACCUCUAGUGGGACAAAGUGGUUUUUCAAGAUGUGCUGGCCUGCCCCCACUCAUUAGCACAGUGUUCAAUGGUUAUUUUGCCAAAAGAUUAAAGUAUACCCCCUUGUGGUCAGAAGUGUUGUUGCUACACAGAAUGGCUUUAAAAGACGUUCCCAUGACGCAGGCUGUUCAUUGCUGCUAUAUAUACUUAAUGUACUAUACCUUUAAUUUUUAUACA
Molecule: messenger RNA, 1512 nt
Organism: Cololabis saira (Pacific saury)
Lineage: Eukaryota; Metazoa; Chordata; Actinopteri; Beloniformes; Belonidae
Gene: msrb1b
Product: methionine sulfoxide reductase B1b
Exons: 4
Molecular function (GO): peptide-methionine (R)-S-oxide reductase activity
Source: RefSeq, a predicted model, not a curated record